AGCAGCACAAAGAACACAGUCCUUCAUUGGCUCUUUGAUCAUCUGUCAUUAUGGACCCAUCAAGUAAGGAUGUUCCUGCUCCCACACCCUCCGCAGGUGGAAGCAGCCCAAAGGCUAAAUCUUCCAAACUAAACCCUGAUGCUAAAGAGUGGAAUCCUUUGAUUGAAAGGACACCCGAGGAAGAUAGAACUUUGUUCCUGACAUUCUCCAAGGGAUAUCCCCUUUCCGAGGACCAAAUCAUCAGAUUUUUCAACGACAAGUAUGGGCCAUGCGUGGAGAGGGUGUACGUUCACUGGCCAGUUCCGAGAACUGUGAACGCCCCGCCGCCGUUGUUUGGGAAGGUGGUAUUCAAAAUGUCUUCUAUACCCAUCUGGAUUUUGAAUGGACAUGAGCAGACCAAGUUCAAGGUCGAUGGCAAGCCUCUUUGGUGCAAGAAGUUUGAAGCCAAGCAUAAGGAAGUCGUUCCCGAUGGCUCUAACAACUAACUUUAUUUGUUUGCCUGGAAUUUGAUCCCUAAGUAGGACACAGUAAUGUAUUCGUAAACUUCAGUUUCAUUGUAUUUUGUUUUAUAUGAUUGUACGGAUCAAUUAUUUGAGUAAUACUAA
Molecule: messenger RNA, 605 nt
Organism: Mangifera indica (mango)
Lineage: Eukaryota; Viridiplantae; Streptophyta; Magnoliopsida; Sapindales; Anacardiaceae
Exons: 2
Coding region: 51-485 (144 amino acids)
Source: RefSeq, a predicted model, not a curated record